Messenger RNA from Psilocybe cubensis, 1005 nucleotides. RefSeq lists its product as uncharacterized. The transcript has 11 exons. The record is from RefSeq and is a predicted model, not a curated record. The coding region runs from base 1 to 1005 and encodes 334 amino acids. Lineage: Eukaryota; Fungi; Basidiomycota; Agaricomycetes; Agaricales; Agrocybaceae.
AUGGCAGUGACUUCACUUGUAUGGGUCCUUCACGAUUAUUUCAUUACACUGGAGGACGAGGUCAAAUAUAUUUGGUCGCAAAAGCCCUGCUUCAGUAAAUUUAUGUUCUUCUGGAUUCGCUACUAUACCAUCUUCUUGGUGUCCUUCGAUGUUCUCCAGAUUCACGGAUUUGCCAUUCCAGGUGUAGUUACCCGAGAACUAUGCAUUGCGGCUGACCCUACGACCAGAAUGGCGGGUGCAAUCAGUUUGUGGUCAAUAGAAAUAUUCAUGAUGAUGAGGAUUUACGUUCUGUUUAACCGAUCUACGAAAGUUGCUAUUUUCAACGCAAUCCUUUUCAUCGUUUCCAUCGGACUCUUCUUGUGGAUCAUGAUCGCCAAUGCUAUACAAAGAAAACUCGUGUUAGACGCCCUAGAUCACUUGCCGGCGCGCGGCUGUCCUGCUAUUAACGGUGGGACCCAAUGGGCGUUGUGGAUGCCUGCUAUGGCAUUUGAAUUUGUACUCUUCGGAUUCGCUGUACUCAAAGCCAUCACAUCUUCGUCAACGUUUGUCCAACUUAAUGAACGUUCGUCUUUGACUGCAGUUUUAUUGAGAGAGAACAUUGCGUACUUUGCUAUCAUCGGCUGUCUUCUUAUUUUCAACAACAUCAUGGUGGUGGGUAAAUCAGGUAUCCCAUGGUUUGGAUUUGGCCCAUUCCACGCAUCCAUGGGGAUUGUGACAGGCAGAAUGAUUAUACACCUGCGUAAAUUUUCGGUCAAGCAUCUCGAGGGCCAAAUGUCUACUCCCUCCUCGCCCAUUCUGUUUGUUGGAUCACCAGUAGCACACAAAGGAAAACAACAAGUGGGCGUCAUUACUCCAGGCCGCCAUCAGGAAUCCGGAGACUCUGAGGAAUCAGACGAGGAGGAGGAAAGAGUGGUCAAGGAAAUGCGAGUGCUGGUCAACGAUAUCGAGAACAAUAUUCCAGGACCCUCAAAACUCCCUGAUAGCCUUGACCGCUUAGUGACUUAG